This is a messenger RNA of Eutrema salsugineum, 4904 nucleotides long. RefSeq lists its product as uncharacterized. Lineage: Eukaryota; Viridiplantae; Streptophyta; Magnoliopsida; Brassicales; Brassicaceae. Gene Ontology annotation, molecular function: protein binding. The record is from RefSeq and is a predicted model, not a curated record. Bases 227 to 4765 code for a protein of 1512 amino acids. The transcript has 9 exons.
UUAGCCUUUCCUUUAUCGCCCUUUCACUCAGUCUUGUUUGUUUCUUUCUCUCUCUCUCGAUCUCGCCGCGAAAGCUUUCUCUUCCAAACGCAAAUCCAAAACCAGCGAUAAGCUCUCCGCCAAAUCUCCCCAAAACCCUCUCUCCUCUACUUUUCUUCUUCUACUUCUUCUAUUCGUUCAUCUCCUUCUCUCACGUAUCCUCGAAGUUGGUUGUUUCAAUCCUGCAAUGGCCGAAGCAAGGAAGCUCGAUCUGCCUGACGAUCUGAUCUUGUCCAAAUCGUCUGAUCACUUGAAAGAAUUGGCGUCAGAUAACAGCAUUCCGUUGUCUCCGCAGUGGCUUUACACGAAAUCAAGCGAGAGCAAGAUGGAUGUUCGAUCUCCUACUCCAGUGCCCAUGGGAAAUCCAAGUGACCCAAAUCUGAAGGAUGCAUGGCGCUUGGAUGCACCAGAAGACAAAAAGGACUGGAAGAAAAUCGUUCCUGAGAAUGAAACAAGUCGCAGAUGGCGUGAGGAGGAAAGAGAAACUGGUUUACUCAGUGCUAGGAAAGGGGAUCGAAGAAAAUCAGAACGUCGCAUUGACAAUGUCUCAAGCAGAGAAACCGGCGACAGUAAAACCUUUGCAUCUUCUGAUAGGUGGAAUGAUGUUAAUUCUCGUGCUGCUGUACAUGAAACUCGGCGCGACAACAAAUGGUCAUCUCGGUGGGGUCCUGAAGACAAAGAUAAAGAAACUCGUUCUGAGAAGGUAGAUAAUAACAAGGACAAGGAAGAGCCUCACAUGGAAAGUCAAUCUGCGGUUGGCAGCGUCCGUGCAACUAGCGAACGGGACUCUGAACCUCGUGACAAAUGGAGGCCACGUCAUAGAAUGGAACCCCAGUCUGGUGGGCCCAAUUCUUAUCGCGCUGCACCUGGGUUUGGACUUGAUAAAGGACGAACCGAGGGCCCACAUUUAGGUUUCACUGUGGGACGAGGAAGGGCGUCUGUAACUGGGAGGGGUUCUUCAACUACCUUAAUUGGUGCUGGUGCGUUCUUAAGAAGUGAAGGUAUCCCUGGUAAACAAAGCCCUGCAGCCUCUAUGUACCAGUAUCCAAGGGCUAAGUUGCUUGACUUGUAUAGAAAACAGAAGCCUGAUCCUUCCCUCGGUAGGGUGCCCAUUGAGAUGGAGGAAGUUGCCUCCAUAACUCAAGUGGCUUUGAUUGAACCUCUUGCUUUUAUCGCACCUGAUGCCGAAGAAGAGGCAUGCCUUAACGGCAUAUGGAAGGGAAGGAUUACUAGUAGCGAAGUCGACACUUCAUCUGGGGAAGAAAUUCUAGGUGAAAACAAUCUGGGAUUUCUUGGUAGUCAUAAUGAUUAUCCGGGGGGUGCUCCAAGCAUCUCAAAAUUGAAUUCAGUGGCUUCUGAAAGUCAUGGAUCUGUUGGAGUUGGCUAUCAAGUUUCUCAUGGAAGUCCUGAAGCAGUUAGAUCUGCUUUUACUAAAUCCUCUGUGUUGGAUGCAAGUGAACCCCUUGUUGCUGCUUUUGAGCAAGAUUACAUGGGCAAGCUGCAGCAACCAGAUAUUGAAGUGAAUCACUCAGAAGGGGCUAUGCUACCUGAGGAGUUUAUGUUUAUGUAUAUCGAUCCUCAGGGAGUAAUUCAGGGACCGUUCAUUGGUUCUGACAUUAUUUCAUGGUUUGAGCAAGGGUUUUUUGGGACAGACCUACAGGUUCGCUUAGCAAAUGCUCCAGAAGGAACACCUUUUCAAGAUCUAGGCAGGGUCAUGUCAUAUUUGAAGACAGAAGAUGUUCAUGCCCAUAUCAGUAAUGAAAAGAUUGAGCUAGAAGGGACUUGUUCAAAAGCAAGUCCAGAAACUGGUUUAUCAAUUGCAUCUGUAGCAGAAUCUAAUGGUUCAUCCUCUAUUACUGGCACCUCUCUUUCAUUUUCAAUGAAUAACAACACCUCAGCUCAGGAUAAUUUUCAGAGAAAGUCUGAGUCCGAAGUUUAUGUGAAACCACCACAUGCUGAGGACCGAAGUUUCUUGAACUUUUCUGCUCAACAUGAAGAGUUCUUAUUCCCAGGAAGAGCUGGAGUUUCUGGUUAUGCAUCGAUAACAUCCUCUGCAAGUAUGCGUGAUGCUUCAAUGGAGCGUUCUGGCCACUCUGCUGUUCCUGUUGAAUCGACUGAACCUGCUACUCAAAAUCAGAAUGAGAAUAAGCUGCACCCGUUUGGUGUAUUGUGGUCUGAGCUAGAGAAUAGUAGUACACCAGCUAACCAGUUACCAAACAGGUCUUAUGAUGCAAUGGGGGAGCCUACUGAUUCAAUAAACAGUUGGCCCAUUGAUUCCCGGAAAAAUACCCAAAUUGACCCCAACAUGUCCCUCGAUGCUCUGACUGUUAACCGGCUGUCGCAGUUUGAACAUGUUUCCAACCGCUUAAACAUCAGGGAUCAACUUCCAUCAAAUCAACAACACCAACAGCAAUUCCAAAAUUGGGAUAUGAUGUCGCAUUCAGUACAUGGGCAGAAGUAUCCUGAUCAAACUCAGGAUUUGGAUAAUUUAUUAACCCUCCAGUUGCAGCAGCAGCAGAAGAUUCAGUUGCAGCAGCAGCAGAAGAUUCAGUUGCAACAGCAGCAGAAGAUUCAGUUGCAACAGCAGCAGAAAAAUCAGUUGCAACAGCUUCAGCUUGAACAAGAGUAUCAAUUACAGCAGAAGCUCUUACAGGAGCAACAACAGUCCCAUGCUCGUCAAUUACAUUUUCAACAGAUUCUACAAGGACAGACUCCUGAUUCCAGGUAUGGGCAGUCACACGACUUCCCUCGCUCCAUCAAUAUUGAUCAGAUGUCGGUAGAGCAGCUAAUGAAUGAAUUGCAGAAAAGUUCUGGCCAUCAGUCACAUGACUUCGCUCGAUCCAACAAUGUUGAUCAGAUGUUGUUUGAGCAGCAGCUAAUGAAUGAAUUGCAGAGAAGUUCUGGCCAUCCGUCACGAAAUUUUGCACCAUACAUGGAGCAACUUGCCGCUGGAAAUUUUGGGCAGUUGCCACAUGAAGGCCAUCAAAAGGAGCUACUUGAACAGCUACUUUCAACACAAAUGCAAUCUCAAUAUGGACAAAUGCAACCUCAGUACGGACAAAAGCAAUCUCAACAUGAACAAUUGCUAUCUGAACCAAUCCGGUCUUCAGAGUACCAGCUACUCCAGCAAGAGCAGCUCAUGAAAUUGGCAAAUGGAGUGAGGCACAAUCCACUAUUGGAGGAACAGAGACAUAUUGACCCUCUAUGGCCAUCUGACUAUAAUGAUCAGCUUUUAAGAACUCAUUCUGGGAUCCACCGUUCGCGCUCUUCUGCGGGAUUUGGACCACUAGACUUUCACCAACAGCAGCAGAGGCCACCCUUUGAGGAUCAGUUUGGUCAACUUGAGCGGAACCUUUCGUAUCAGCAACAAGUUCGACAAGAUUUAUUCGAGCAGGGUCUUCCAUUUGAGCGAUCAGCAUCCUUACCUGGAAUGCUAAAUCUGGAUGCAUUAAAUGGUCUUGGACUCUCGCAAGGUAUAGACUUGCGUGAUGCUACUGCCCACAUGCAGCAUUCUGGCAGAUUGGGAAAUUCCACUCCGGGUUUCAAUCAACAGAAUCCCCGUAUACCAUUAGUUGAACCGCAGUUUGCACAAUUGGAACCAACGAAAGAACGCUGGCCUGGAGCGGAUACACAGCUACCUGGUGACUGGGCCGAAUCUCAAUUUCAUAGAUCAAAUAUUGAUUCUGAACAUCAUAGAAUGAGGUCAGAAAUGAGGAGAUUGGGCGAAGAUUCCAAUUCAUGGAUGGGAGAUGGAUCUACAGACGACAAGUCAAAGCAGCUUUUUAUGGAGUUGCUCCACCAGAGACCCGGCCAUCAAUCUGCUGAGUCACCGAGCUUGAACCGUGGGCAACCCUAUGACAGGAUGGCUCCUUCAGGCCGUGGCCAAAACGCUUCAUCUACUUUUGGGUCGCAGUCAUUUUCUGAUGAACAGGUAAACAGAUUGCCAGGAGACGGGAACUAUAUGAGAUCAUUGCAUCGUAGUAGUUCCUUGCAUUCUGGAAGUAUGGAUGGUGGGCGGUCAACACAGAAUGAAACUCAUCAAGCGUUGAGUAAUAUGUUUGCUAUGAAUAAAGACGCGAAUGACAUCAAAACUUGGAACAAUGUGCCGCCUAAAAAUGAGGGAAUGGGAAGGAUGUCAUUUGAAGUCAAAGACAGAAUGGGCAAGCAAUUAGAGUCCUUGGUUCAAGGGGAGCUUCCAGUUGUUACGCCUGCCCAACAGUCUUCUUUCGAUAUAUCUGACCCAUACAGCGACAACUUAGUUGGAGAAGAUAGAAGGAAGGAUAGGUUGGUAGUGGCAUCACACGGGCAGGAAUCAGUGAUGUUAAAAAGGCCUCCGUCAUCACAUUCGUCAUCGUCGCAUGAGGGAUUGCUCGAGCAUAUGUCCGACACAGCUAGCAGGACAGCCACUUCUUCGUAUAGUGGAGUUGAAGGAGGAGGUGGGAGACGGGAAGCAGGAGGAGCGGGGAACAAAGGGACGACGACGGCAGAGGCGUCUUCGUUCAGUGAGAUGUUGAAAAAGAGUAGUGGAAGUAGCAUGAGCAUGAGCAUGAGCAUGAAGAAGGUGGCCGAGUCGUCAUCGUUAUCAGAUGCAGCCAGCGAAGGAGGCAAAGGCGGAGGGAAGAAGAAAGGGAAGAAAGGGAGGCAGCUUGAUCCAGCUCUCCUCGGUUUCAAAGUCGCUAGCAAUCGCAUUCUUAUGGGCGAGAUUCACCGCGCUGAUGAUUUCUAAUCUCUCUCUCUUCUCUUCUCUUCUCUCUUUGUACAAAAAUCUUCUUUUUACAGAUAGCUUUUCAUACUUCUUAGGCGUAUAGAAUAUAGAUAGAUCUUUUUCAGACACAUUUCUUACCUCACUAUUAAUAAAUGAUUUU